Molecule: messenger RNA, 2721 nt
Organism: Drosophila willistoni
Lineage: Eukaryota; Metazoa; Arthropoda; Insecta; Diptera; Drosophilidae
Product: dynein axonemal heavy chain 5-like
Exons: 4
Coding region: 49-2721 (890 amino acids)
Biological process (GO): microtubule-based movement
Cellular component (GO): dynein complex
Molecular function (GO): dynein light intermediate chain binding; minus-end-directed microtubule motor activity; dynein intermediate chain binding
Source: RefSeq, a predicted model, not a curated record
UAGAUACAGAACAAUACAUAUUUUCUUUGUGUUACUUAAGGCGUAAUAAUGGACCCAGAGCGAAACGUAAAGCGGCUGCGAAAACUGUUUGGAGUUUCGCGCACCAUCCUGAAAAGAGCUGCACGUAGACCUAGUGUUAGCGAUCAAGAACGAGAAGAGCAGCAGAGGAAACGCUUCCAAUUGUUACGAGAAUUGCGUCAACAACGUAUUUCUAGCCUUGGAGCUAAUCAGAGAUAUGUCCUGGAGAUCUGUGCGGACAUGUCAGGUGUAGAUACGGAAGAAGUGGUUACGGGAAUCGUCGAUGAGAGUAAAUAUGUCGAAAAUUUAAACGGAUUAUUUGAAGAAAAAGGGCCUUUGGCAAUAAUGCUUUGUAAUGCAUAUAUGAUUGGAUAUCCACCAGAGUCGGGACGUUAUCAGGAAAAAUUAAAGUACACAGUGGUACAAAGAACGAUAUGUUCACGAGCCGAUACAGUAGAUAUGAUUGGUAAAUGGAUGGUUGUGUAUAGACAACAAAACGAGAGGUCAAUUGACAACAGAACAGUUAGUGAUGACAUCGGACUAUUUUUAAUUAAUUCGGAUGAUCGAAGUUCGUGUUUAAACGUGGUAAAAUUGUUUAUGGAUCAAGUCCUCAAACCAUCUAUUGAGGCUGUUACUGAAUUUGGUCUUGCCGAAAAGGAACAACUGCAGAAAUUUUUUCAUAUUUUAAAUAUGUACAACACUUUCUUAAAAUCAUCUGAUACUACUGUCUCUACUCUGGUGAAUUUUGAUGUAUCCCACGAACUUUUUAAGGGUUUCUUGCUUGUACGUUGGCAAAUCGAAGCAAGUUCGAAAAUUGUGUCCCGUGUGCGAUUGGUGGAAAGAUAUUUUCAACAAUGGCUUCGGCAGAUUCAAAGUAUUUUAGUUGAGGGAAAACAGAUACAACGAGAUACUCCCGAUGCAGGUCCAUUACAAAUGCUAGUAAAUUGGCGUCGAAUGUUGGCGAGAUACACAUCGAUAACCGAAUUCGUUACGUCAAGAGCUUUCAAUAACCACAAAGAUUGCCUAACUUUGUCUCGUUCAUCAAAACUUUUAAAUCGAUGGGCUGAGAUCGACAAUCAAGUAACAUUGGCACUAAACGAAGCCAAAGAUAAUGUGAGAUAUAUAUCGUCUUUGCAGAAAUUUUGGGAUCCCCUUUAUCGGUCAUCUCCAGACGAUAUUAUUAGCAGUCUUCCUGGUUUAAUGGUAGCUAUAAGAAAUGUUUCAAAAACCGCACACUAUUUAAAUACACCUGUUAAUGUUACUGGCCUUAUGGUUAAAAUAUCGAAUCAAAUAACUAUAACAAGCAAAAACUAUAUUACUGAUAAUGAACAUCGUAGUCUUUGGGACAUUUCAUCAUCUGAACUUAUUGAAAAAAUUGAAAAGUGUAAAGAGGUUAUUUAUAACUAUAAAAAUAUUUAUGUUCACACUGUUGAAGAGAUGAAAAACAGCAAUGAGAAGCCUUGGAUUGUUUCCUCUGUCUACAUUUUCACUUGUCUAGAGAAGUUCUUACAACGACUCGAUAAAAUUAAAUGGAUAGCUAACACGGAAAUAACAUACUCAAUUUUAGAUCGGAUUAUGAUAAGUGGUAUGGAAAAGUUUAAUUCAAUGAUAAAAGGUGCCCGAAUUACUAUAAGCAGUCAGAUGUAUGAUCCCCUUAAUUAUCGUAUUGACAAUUUUGAUAUGGAUUUUAACAAAUUUGUUAAAGAAGUUGAAGAAGCUGAAGUUGAAAUGCAACAGUUUGUGAAACUGCUUUCUACGGAAUGCCCAUCUGCGGAGUCAGUAAUGCUAGUACUAAAGCGUUUUGAGGCCUUAAGUUUAGAGUGCCUAUGUUUAGAUCGUCGGUAUUUGGAAGUUGCAGAAAUGCUGGAAAAGGAAAUGUUCUUACUUAAAGAUGUUUAUAAUGAAGAACGCGGAAAUCCAUUUAUUCCUCGUAAUCUUCCUCCGUUUGCCGGCCGAAUUGUUUGGAUUCGUUCCAUAUUUAAAAAAAUCGAUAUACCAGUACAAGCACUCAAAUUACGACAAUGUGUUCUUGCUCAUAAAAAAGCGCAGCGAACGGUCAGAUACUAUAAUUAUAUGAAUGGAAUUAUAUGUCAUUAUGAGAUGGCCUAUCAUAAAGCGUGGUUUGACUAUGUGGAGGAAUUUCGCUGCCUCCUUAAUGCCCCUAUUAUGACAAUUAGCAAAGACGAAGCCCUAUAUACUGUUAAUUUAGAUCGCUCAAUUUUACAACUAAUGUCAGAGACAGAAUGGAUGUGGAAGCUACAUUUAGAAGUCCCUAAUAUGGCGGCUACCGUAACCUAUUGCAAAGAUCGUAUACUGCAACCAGCUACAACUUUAAAACUAACACUGCAGCGUUUUGAUCGAUUACGAGAAUCUCUAACACCAGUAUUUAUCAAUAUAAUGCGUUUUCGUCUACAAGAAGUAUCAAUUUUGUUAAAGCCAUCACUAUCAUUUAUCACUUGGAUAUCUGAAAAUCUGCAGGAUAAUGUUGAAAAAAUUUGUCACAAAAUAAAAGACGUGGAAAUAUUUUUCAAUAUGAUUCUUGAUAUUGAAGAGCAACGAAUUUUAAAAGAAAUGUAUAGCGUGUCAGAAUUUCUAUACAUAUACGUCCCUGAAGAACCUGUUUCUUCAUAUAAGUUUCUUGAAGAGAGCAACAAACUGAGGGCAGAAAUAGGUAAUGUAUAUGAGACACAUUGCUUCCAUUAA